Molecule: messenger RNA, 936 nt
Organism: Orycteropus afer afer
Lineage: Eukaryota; Metazoa; Chordata; Mammalia; Tubulidentata; Orycteropodidae
Product: olfactory receptor 12-like
Biological process (GO): sensory perception of smell; G protein-coupled receptor signaling pathway
Cellular component (GO): membrane
Molecular function (GO): odorant binding; G protein-coupled receptor activity; olfactory receptor activity
Source: RefSeq, a predicted model, not a curated record
AUGAAGAGUAAGCUGAACAGGAAUUACUCAGAGGUGACUGAAUUUAUUCUGCUGGGAUUCAGAACCCAUCCAGAGCUCCAGAUCCUCUUGUUCCUAGUGUUCUUGCUAAUUUACAUGGUCAUUGUGGUGGGAAACAUCAGCAUGGUAACUGUCAUUAAGGUGGAUUUCAGACUUCACACCCCUAUGUAUUUCUUCCUCAGAAACUUAUCUUAUUUAGACCUCUGCUAUUCCACAGUGAUUGCUCCCAAAACUCUAGCCAACUUCUUACCGAAUGAAAAGAAAAUUUCUUACAAUGGUUGUGCUGCUCAAUUUUUCUUUUUUGCUCUCUUUGUCACAACAGAAGGUUUUCUUCUGGCUGUGAUGGCAUUUGAUCGAUUCUCAGCCAUUUGUUCUCCCCUCCUUUACCCUAUACGUAUGUCCCAGAAAGUCUGCAUUCUGUUGGUAACUUGCUCCUAUAUCUGUGGAAGCAUUAAUGCCAUAGUCCAAACUGGUUUUACCUUCAGUUUGCGCUUCUGUGAAGAAAACAGACUGGAUCACUUUUUCUGUGAUGUCCCAGCCCUGAUAAAAAUCUCAUGUGUUGACACUUCUGUGAAUGAAAUUGUGCUAUUUGUUCUCUCUGCUUUUAUUAUCAUCACUACAACAACUGCUAUCUUGAUAACUUAUGCUUAUAUCCUCUCAACUGUCCUAAAGAUCCCCUCGACUCAGGGCAGGAGUAAGACCUUCUCCACCUGUGGCUCCCAUGUAGCAGUGGUGAGUUUAUUCUAUGGGACUGUGUUCUUCAUAUAUGCUCAACCUGGGGCCAUCUCCUCACCCCAGCAAAACAAGAUUGUUGCUGUGUUCUACACACUUAUAAUACCAAUGCUCAACCCUCUAAUAUAUAGUUUGAGAAACAGAGAUGUGAAAGAUGCUGUGAAAAGCAUACUAUGUGGGAAAUGA